AUGUCCGUCAAUCUCGGGAUGCUCUGCCUUUGUCUCUGCUUCUGCUGGACUGAAGCUCGCAUAUGGGCCUGGAUGCUCAACAUGCCCCACAGCCCCCCCAAAGCAGGCGCCAAGGCACUCAGAGAAAGCACGCCUGUCGCCAAGGCUGCCGCGGCCGCGUGCGACCAUGACAGGGCCUGUGGACGGGGUUUCUCCUGCGAUCGACACUUCGGCCUCUGCGUCCCUCUGCGAGGGGAGGGCCACUACUGUCGGAGGGACGUCCAGUGUGUCCGCGGACUCAGCUGCAUGUUCGGGAAAUGCCACCGCAGCAUCGCCAACGGGCAAGAGGGUGCCAGAUGUAAAUUGAACAGGGACUGCGGGGCGUCCAUGUGCUGCGCGCGGCACCACGGUGAGCAGGUGUGCAAGAGACGCCUGGUCCGCGGCCAGAGCUGCUAUGUUCCUGACGGGGGCCUGGCGUUCAGCAUCAACCAGAUCUGCCCGUGUGAAGAGGGGCUACUGUGUCGGGAAAACGGUGCAUCACGCCGGAGAGAGUGA
Molecule: messenger RNA, 534 nt
Organism: Pseudoliparis swirei
Lineage: Eukaryota; Metazoa; Chordata; Actinopteri; Perciformes; Liparidae
Product: dickkopf-related protein 3-like
Exons: 3
Coding region: 1-534 (177 amino acids)
Biological process (GO): negative regulation of canonical Wnt signaling pathway; multicellular organism development
Cellular component (GO): extracellular region
Molecular function (GO): receptor antagonist activity; co-receptor binding
Source: RefSeq, a predicted model, not a curated record